Messenger RNA from Ilex paraguariensis (yerba mate), 887 nucleotides. The record is from the annotation of a GenBank genome assembly. NCBI's taxonomy places the organism in Eukaryota, Viridiplantae, Streptophyta, Magnoliopsida, Aquifoliales, Aquifoliaceae.
AUGAGGAACCUGUCGGAUGUUUUUGCAGAGGCAAUAUCUACCCAUCAGGUCCUUUCAUUGUACCAGGGCCUGGGAACCAAGAACUUGCAAUCUUUCAUUGCUCAGUUUGUCUACUUCUAUGGGUACAGCUACUUCAAAAGGUUGUAUCUGGAAAGGACUGGUUUCAAAUCCAUUGGAACAAGAGCUAACUUGAUUCUUGCUGCUGCUGCUGGGGCAUGUACUGCCAUUGUGACUCAGCCACUGGAUACAGCAUCAUCGAGGAUGCAGACAAGCGCUUUUGGAAAAUCAAAAGGGCUUUGGCAAACACUUACGGAGGGCAGUUGGAGUGAAGCAUUUGACGGCCUUGGCAUCUCUCUUCUUUUGACUUCGAACCCCGCAAUUCAGUAUACGGUGUUUGAUCAGCUCAAACAAAGACUUCUUAAGGAGAAGCAGAGUAAAAUGGAGAAGGGUUCAACCCCCGAAGCCCUUUCUGCUUUUUCCGCUUUUGUGUUGGGUGCGGUUUCGAAGAGCAUUGCCACCCUUUUGACAUAUCCAGCAAUCAGGUGUAAGGUCAUGAUCCAGGCUGCAGACUCCAGUGACGACGGGGCUAAGAAAGAGCGACAAAAAUCCCGCAAAACAAUAUCUGGUGUUCUUCAUGCUAUUUGGAGAAAAGAAGGGGUGCUGGGCUUCUUUAAGGGAUUGCGGGCUCAGAUCUUGAAGACUGUAUUGAGCUCUGCAUUGCUUUUGAUGGUAAAGGAGAAAAUCACUGCAACCACUUGGGUACUUAUACUUGCAAUCAGAAGGUCUCUACUGCUAACAAGGGGUACGAUAACAGGUGGAUGAGUUAGUUGGAAAUAUGGACUUCAUAGAAUAAACGAACUAUACAGUGCUCGAGUAGGAAGCUCUAG